This is a messenger RNA of Dipodomys ordii (Ord's kangaroo rat), 1625 nucleotides long. RefSeq names its product ankyrin repeat domain 42 (gene Ankrd42). Bases 1 to 1587 code for a protein of 528 amino acids. The transcript has 13 exons. The record is from RefSeq and is a predicted model, not a curated record. Gene Ontology annotation, molecular function: protein binding. NCBI's taxonomy places the organism in Eukaryota, Metazoa, Chordata, Mammalia, Rodentia, Heteromyidae.
AUGUCGCUCGGGAGCGGGUACUGGGCGACGACGGCUACCGGCCCAGCGGCUCCUGGGCGAGAUACAAGUAGAGCAUUUGACUUUUCAAUAGAUUCCAAGAAGAAAGUGCAUUUUGGUAGCAUUCAUGAUGCAGUACGAGCUGGAGAUGUAAAGCAGCUUUCAGAAAUUGUAGAACAUGGAACCAACAUUAAUGAAGCUGAUCUUCUUCAUAAAUUUACCCCUUUACAGUGGGCAGCACAUUCUGGAAGUUUGGAGUGUCUUCAUUGGCUGCUCUGGCAUGGAGCUGAUGUCACACAAAGUACUGCGAGAGGUUGGACAGCAGCUCACAUAGCUGCAAUCAGGGGUCAGGAUGCUUGUAUGCAGGCUCUUAUCAUCAAUGGAGCAAAUCUGGCAGCUCGAGAUGAUCGUGGGUGCACUCCUGUGCACCUUGCUGCAACCCAUGGACAUUCCUUCACUUUGCAAAUAAUGCUCCGAAGUGGAGUGGAUCCCAGUGUGACUGACAAGAGAGAAUGGAGACCUGUACACUAUGCAGCCUUUCACGGUCGGCUUGGCUGUUUGCAACUUCUUGUCAAGUGGGGAUGUGGCAUAGAAGAGGUAGACUGCAAUGGGAACCUCCCGGUUCACCUAGCAGCCAUGGAAGGCCACCUUCACUGUUUUAAAUUCCUAGUCAGUAGAAUGAGCAGUGAGAAACAAGCUUUAAAAGCCUUCAAUGAUAAUGGAGAAAAUGUAUUGGACCUGGCCCAGAGAUUCUUUAAACAGAACAUUGUACAGUUUAUCCAGGGGACUGAGAAUGAAGGAAAUAAUGCAGAAGAUCAGGAAAGUUUAGCAUUUCCAGGUCAUAUGGCUGCCUUUAAGGGUGAUUUAGCAAUGCUGAAGAAAUUACUAGAAGAUGGAGUGAUCAAUUUUAAUGAGCGUGAUGAUAAUGGAUCAACUCCAAUGCAUAAAGCUGCUGGACAGGGCCACAUAGAGUGUUUGCAGUGGCUAAUUAAAAUGGGAGCAGACAGUAAUAUUACUAACAAAGCAGGAGAGAGACCCAGUGAUGUGGCCAAGAGAUUUGCUCAUUUGGCAGCAGUGAAGCUAUUAGAGGGAUUACAGAAAUAUGAUAUCAAUGAUCUGAAUGAAAUUGAUGACAAUGAUAUGAAAUUUUUUAUAAGGCAUGGUGUUGAGGGAAGCACUGAUGCCAAGGAUGACUUAAGUCUGAGUGAAUCUGAAAAAACAGAUGCCAGAAUGAGAGCUUAUAAGAAACUCGUAGAGUUGAGACACCUCCUGGAAAUUGCUGAGAGCAACUAUAGACAUUUGGGUGGAAUAACAGAAGAGGAUCUCAAGCAGAAGAAAGAACAGCUUGAGUCUGAAAAGACUAUCAAAGAGCUGCAGGGGCAGCUGGAGUAUGAACGACUCCGUAGAGAAAAGUUAGAAUGUCAACUGGAUGAAUAUCGAGCAGAGGUGGAUCAACUCAAGGAAAACCUGGAGAAAACUCAGGUCCCCAGCUUCGUGCCUGUGGAAGAAGAGUCCUGUGAGUCCAGCAAAGAGAAGAGGCGAGUGAAAAAGAAAUUGUCUUCUGGGGGAGUGUUUGUGAGACGGUACUAAUCAUUGAAGUAAUUUUAAAUAAACUUUCUUGAUUUUUC